This is a messenger RNA of Pyrus x bretschneideri (Chinese white pear), 879 nucleotides long. RefSeq lists its product as uncharacterized. The transcript is spliced from 2 exons. Lineage: Eukaryota; Viridiplantae; Streptophyta; Magnoliopsida; Rosales; Rosaceae. The record is from RefSeq and is a predicted model, not a curated record. Bases 107 to 460 code for a protein of 117 amino acids.
AUAAACACGAGUAGGCCAACCACCCCACAACUCCUUUCUCAUCCAUUCCUCCUACUGUCCCUUUCUUCUUCUUCCUCCUUUCCUCUCAGCUCUCCCAUUGUCCCUCAUGUCAGCUACAGCAUCAUCAAAUGCUUCUGCAGAAGCACUUUCCAAUCUAAGAAUCGUAGUAGAAAGCAAUCCCUCUGAUUCACGAUUAUCUGAGUUGGGUAUUAACUCAUGGCCCAAAUGGGGGUGUCCGCCUGGAAAGUACACAUUGAAGUUUGACGCAGCGGAAACAUGUUAUCUGGUGAAAGGCAAGGUGAAGGUUUACCCUAGAAAAGGCUCAUCAUCAUCAUCGUCUUCUGAUGAGGAGUUUGUAAAUUUUGGUGCUGGGGACCUUGUGACCAUUCCCAAGGGACUCAGUUGCAUAUGGGACGUCUCAGUUGCUAUCGAUAAACACUACAAAUUCGAUUCUUCGUGAUCAUAUCAUCUUCAUCACCAUAAUUAAUUAGCUAAUUAAGCUAGCCAUCUUCUAUUAAUUAUUGUACGUAGCUUCUGGUUUAUGUUUAGCUAAUCAUGAAAUGCAUGUAACUAAGUAUAAUCUCCCACACAUUCUCUUAAUCUCCAGUCGUCGGAUCGAAUGAGUCGAAGAUGAUCAAAUGAUAGAAAUUAGUAAGGGUUGCGUAAAAAGUAAAAAUAUAUGUGUGGAUAGCACCACCAUUUUUACAAUGCACCUGUAUGUAUGAAUUUUGAUAAUCUCAAAAUAGGUGUUUAAGCAUCAUUACGCAUCUCAUACGUUGAUGAAAAAGUUGUAUUCAAGCUCUUUGGAUCCAAGAAAGAAAAGAAGGGAUUAAUACAGUGUAGUUCUACUUUUGUUAAUGCAAAGCGAUCUUGACUCCA